Prunus armeniaca (apricot) is the source of this 429-nucleotide messenger RNA. The record is from the annotation of a GenBank genome assembly. Lineage: Eukaryota; Viridiplantae; Streptophyta; Magnoliopsida; Rosales; Rosaceae.
AUGCCGUUCGGCCUGACUAACGCCCCUGCAAUCUUUUGCACUCUAAUGAACAAGGUAUUCCAACCUUUCUUGGACAAAUUUGUUGUGGCUUACAUCGAUGAUAUUGUGGUGUACAACAAUUCUCUGGAGGAGCACAUCGAGCAUUUGCAUAAGGUAUUCCAAGUUCUGAGAGAGAACAAGCUAUAUGUGAAGAAUGAGAAGUGCUCAUUUGUCCAAGAAGAGAUAGAUUUCCUUGGUCACAAGAUACGGGGAGGACAAUUGGUCAUGGAGGAGGGCAAGGUGCGAGCCAUUCAAGAGUGUGAACCACCAACCAAGGUACCUGAGUUGCGGUCUUUCCUUGGAUUGGUCAACUACUAUCGCAAGUUCAUCAAGGGAUAUUUAGCCAUUGCCGCCUCCUUGACGGGUUUGCUGAAGAAUAACAAGACGUGA